UAUACCAUGGCAGAAUUACUGCGGAUGCUUGUCCUACUAGGAGAAAAAGCAGGGAACCUGGCCCGCAUCAUCAGAGCAGAGAAGGCUCUCUUUGAGUUGCUGGUUGAGGAGAAAACUGGAGAAGCCAAGAACAAGCGAUUCAUCCAGGAUUUCAAGACGCUCGGUGAUGUCCUCAUUCAAGAGAUGAUCAGACAUGACGUAGGAGAAAAGUUCCCCGGUAUGAGAGACCACAUCUUUGGGGAAGAGAGCAACAUGUUUACCAACACUGCCGGCGAGAGCGUUGAGGUCUCCAUCCAACCAACUCCCGAGGAGACCAAAUUUCUGCUUACCAGAGUCCUUGAUGAGAACCAAAAAGCUGCGGCUCUGCUCGCCGAGGCCUUGCACGCGACCCUUGACACCAAGCUGGAUUCUGCGUUACUAGAUUUGACCUUUGACCUUGAUGUUGAGAAGAUGGGAAUUUGGAUUGAUCCCAUAGAUAGCACAUCAGAGUAUAUCAAGGGUAUUGAGGAUGCAGAGCCAGAGAAUGGUGUGUAUCACUGUGGCCUUCAAUGUGCUGUAAUCUUGAUAGGUGCCUUUCACCGUGAGACAGGAUCACCAGUCUUAGGGGUUGUCAAUCAACCUUUUGCUAGACAGGACCCAGAAACAAAGAGUUGGACAGGCCAAACUUUCUGGGGUGUAAGCCACGGGGACAUCCACUGCAACUCAAUCACCUCAUCUCAGGUCAGCUUAAACACCCCUACAACUCGCAAUGGACUUACCUUCGUAAUGAGUUCAAGCGAAGAUGCCCAAACAAAGGACGCUCUAUCUUCCCUCGGAAGAGUCCACUUUGCCAGUGGGGCAGGGUACAAAAUCCUGUGUGUGAUCGAGGGACACGUUGAUGCCUAUAUUCUCACCAAAGGAAGUACUUUCAAAUGGGACACGUGCGGACCUCAAGCCAUUUUGAAGUCCUUCGGGGGAGGCAUUGUCAACAUCCGAAGGUGGAAGUCGUUGAGUAAUGACGCAGAGAACAGGAAUUUUCUAGCUAGUGCCAGUUUGGAGUAUCACAAACCGGAUCCAGAGGUAAGGGACUCGUUGGGUGAGAAGUGGAGCAACUCCGGAGGUAUAAUAGCCUACAGGAAUCCAGAUGUGCUGGAGAAGAUCCAUGGUGCCUUGCAGAUAUGAAGCCCUCAGAAGAGAUUAGGGCUUCAUUCCACAAAUGAUUGUGAUUCAUUUUUUCAUGCAACUAUGGAAAGCCAGUGACACUGUCAUAAAAUAUGUUUCUUCAAAUUGUGUAAUUAGGACAAACAUUUUUGCUCUUAUCACUGCUUUUACUAUUUAAGACAGAUCCAGUUGAUUGCAAUUAUGGAAAGCCAGGGAUGUCCUAAUCUAGAAUGUAUGCCAAUUGAAAGAGAUUUCAUAUAACAAACACUUGAUCCUUUGGUUAUCAUUAAAAACAAAAAAUCUCAUUAAUCUGAAGAGGAGCCUGUGAUUCUGCCCUCUCUGAAUGUGACUAACACAUGGCUUUCCAUAGUUGACAGUGAUUAGAUGUGUCAUUAAUUCAUGACAUACUGCAUUUUGUGCCUCACUUGAAAUUUUGCAAAAGAGCAUUGCACUCAUAGACUAUUUACAAAGCACAAUAGGGUCAUGUAAGACAAAGCUGAUCCUACGACUGAUUUUUACAAUUGAUUGUACACUUUAGUGAAUGCAAUCAAUCAUAAAAUUAUGUCCUUAUAAUCAAAGGCUGAUAUUUGUGUUACUGACCAUAGAUUUCAAUAAAGCAGGCUUGCCAAAUGCCUUCAUUUUUCCAUUGAAACUUGCCUCUUUAUGGAAAAGAAAUUUGAUUUUAACUUUGAAAAUCCUGUUUUGAUAUUCUCAUGAAAAUCUGUCUCUAAUUUGAAUAGGAAAUAAAAAUCUUCCUAUUAUAAAAUUAUAUUUAUUCUUAGAAAAAAUAGAUACAUAUUAGCAAAAUUAAUCGAAUACAUGCCCUUGAUGGCUUUUUAAAUAUCUGAUCCCUUAAUUGCUUUCAAAUUGAUUCCAAAGAGAUUAUAAUCUUUGAAAUUUCAUACAUCUGUAGUAUUUCAGUGUGCUCAAUAGAAUUUUCCAAAUAACAUUUUGAUUUUUAUAUUCCAUUUUAACUCUAGAUGCAUUCCAAAGUGCUAGUAUAUGUAUGUGUAUGUAGAAUUUUCAGUCAACUCAUUUUAUUUUUUAUUUUGUACAGUAGAUGUAUAGCGUGAUUUGGCUGUUGUACCCAUUAUGAAAUGUUAUGAUUUAAUUUAUUAAUCAAUAUCCUUGUAAUGAAUGAUCAGAAAACUUGUAAAAAACGGAAUUCAUCCAUUCAUGCAGUCCAAUAAAAGAAAACAAUAUAUUGGAUUCAAGGUAAGGCAAUAAAUUGUAAAAUUUAAAAUUGAAAAAUAAAUACAUGUAACUGUCAUUGCAUUGUUAAGAUAUUUUUAAUAUAUUUAUUAUACAUAAUGAAGAAAGUUAUGAUACCAUUUUUAUACCUUUGAAAUUGACAUUAAAUAUCAUUUUUAAUGUGAUGUACCUGUCAAGUCUUGAGGGUUGGGGUUACUCCUAUGGGGGAAAAAAUAAAGGACAUUGAUAAGGAGGUAAACUAAUAUCAAUGAGAAUAAUAAGUCUGUUCACGGUUGUAAACUGCGCACGAGCAGUAAAAGGUCAUUUGAGAUAAACCAUGAAGGUGGUUUUCAAAUUCACUGACAUAGGCAUUUGUGAUUUCAUGAUCAUUCAUGUAUUCCUUUUUAAAUAUUCUUUUCAUUACGUCCAAGCUGAAGAGUAACAAUGUCUUCGUAAUCACUGGUACAUGUAUUUGUCAGUAGACCAAACAAUAGUAAAAUGUGCCAAAAGCAGACAAUUAAACAAACAGAUUUCCAAACUUUCCCCCUGAUGUACUAUUCUAGUCACCUGGUCUAUACAAUUCCUUUCGUUCUUAGAGUUUGAAUGCUUUGCCGGGAAAGCUUGCGCAACAACUUCAUUUGAAAAUGUUAGUGCUCAUCCGAAUGAAAACUUGCAAUGGUCAUUUGAGAAAAGUUGAUCAUGAGCUAACCUUUAAGUGGCUUAUUGAUAUUGCAAUGCAGGUUACUCUGUCUAUUAUGGAGGGUCGACUUUAGCAGAGUUUACUAUAUUUUUUUGAGCAUGCAAUAAUAUUUAUCUUUAAAAAUGCUUAUUCACUCACACUUCAACACACCUUGCUUUGACAUUUAUACCUCAAAUGCUGCUUGGAAACCAAGGAGUUGAUUCCUAGCAACUAGAAUAUUUAAAAUACAAAGUGAUGAAGAGUUUCGAUUUUUCAAUUUUUAUUUCAGGCCAUCUUCGGAAACUAAUUUAUUGACUGAGACUCUAUUUUUAGUAUUCUUCAACACUAAAAAGUUGGUAAUAAUAAAUUUUAUUCUAUUUAAUAUUUCUCAGUUUUAUUAUUUUUGGGGAGAGAAAUCAAAUAGGAAUUGUAUUCCUUGGGUAUAUUACCUUAAAGAUUGUAUGUCAUCAUCAUAUAGAACAAUGGCUAUUGCUAUAUACCAUCACCUUUUUGUUCUUAUCCUGCUGAAAUCAAUUUUAAUAGUAUUCAAAUUUAAAAAUCAUGGUUAAAUUAAGAAUUGUUAGAAAUGUGUUUGUAAUAGAAAGAAAUGAGUCAUGGUUUAUUAUAACAAAACACAAAGAUGUUGAUCCAGUAUUGACAUUUGUAAUAACUAGUGAUGCCUUUGAAAUAUGUGAGGGAUGUUGGAAACAAUCAAACAUUCUGUGUCCAUUUUCAUGGCAUAAUUAUUUAUCUCCUCAUGAUAGAAAAAAUGCCUUAAGGAAAAUAAUCAGUAGAAUCCUUAAAGUGAUUUCAUCUCUGAGAGUGCAGGAGAAGAGAAUACAAAAAUGCAUUGAUUUUCUUAUCAUUAUAGCUGUGUGUGAUGAAGUACUGUACCUUUUCAGUUUGCAAAUAUAGUCAUGUUUUUAAUAAUUGUGUUUUUAUUGUUAUUUAAGAAGUAAAAUACACCAAAAUAGUGUAUUGAAUCUCAGGAGCUACCUAGCUGAGUUAACUUUUAAUAUGCUAAUCAUGGUUCAUUUUAAUUCCCAGCUUUGAAAUGCACCGUUUGCAUGUAGAAUACUACAGUGUACAUGAAUAUUUAAAAUGUGUGUUAUGAAUGCAUGCAGGACAUGCAUAGAGUUGUUCUCAAAAUAUACAUUACAUUGUACAGCUGUGAAAUGUGUAUUUUUAUCCAAAAUUUAUUUAUUUUUAGUGGAAUAUUUUUUGAAUUACAUUAUGUAUCUGCAUAUUUCAGUCAGAAGUAAGUAAAUUGUGUGCAAAAUAUUUUCCCUCUUUGUAGCCUAGAUCAGAUUGCAGAUAACUUUAUAAGGAGUAGUACUUGUCAAGCAACUUGGUUUUAAUCAUAAUAGCACCGGUAAGCAAGGGCAGAAAUCUCUCCCCAAAGGUAGGGGGACCAGGGGCUGGACAAUUUUACAAGCAAAAAAAAAAAAGCUUAUCACUCCAAAAGUAAGGUCAUCUCGUCCAAAAUACAUGUUUUAAUUCGAUUUUGAAUGAUGUAUUUCUUUCCAUCAUAAGAGACCAAAAAUAGUAGGGGGGACAUUUGAUAUUGUGUCCCCCCCCCCUACUAUUUUGGGUAGGGGGGGGACGCGUCCCCCUGGGAUUUCCGCCAAUGCCGGUAAGUAUAUUAUUUUGUAUAAGAAAUGAGGUAUGUGUAUGAAUAAUUUGAGUUAUCACAAAUAUUUAUUUAUUAUAAAUUAACACAUUAAAGUAGCCCAUAAUUUCAGUUGGGAGAUGUCAGGAGACACUUACCUUUUUCUUGAUCAAGACAAUCUGUCUUUCAGAGUAGAAAAGUAGAACUUAGAUAACACAUCACACAGUGUCUAUCUAUAUUGCACGGUACAGAUAGCAUCUAUGAUGAGUGGGGAAUACAUAGCUGUAAAGUGCUUUGGAAUGUUUUAAAUAUGAAAUUUGAAUAUUAUCAUCGUCACAGUUAUUAUUGUCAUUGCUGGAAGUGUGCACUUUAAGUAA
Lytechinus pictus (painted urchin) is the source of this 4996-nucleotide messenger RNA. Its product is annotated as inositol polyphosphate 1-phosphatase-like. NCBI's taxonomy places the organism in Eukaryota, Metazoa, Echinodermata, Echinoidea, Temnopleuroida, Toxopneustidae. Gene Ontology annotation, molecular function: inositol-1,4-bisphosphate 1-phosphatase activity. The coding region runs from base 7 to 1161 and encodes 384 amino acids. The record is from RefSeq and is a predicted model, not a curated record. Gene Ontology annotation, biological process: phosphatidylinositol phosphate biosynthetic process. The transcript has 4 exons.